CUCUCCAACGUUAACAAGUCUAUACAAGGUUUCAAGAUGACUGGUCGAGGAAAGGGAGGAAAGGGAUUGGGUAAAGGAGGAGCGAAGCGGCACAGGAAGGUGCUUCGUGAUAACAUCCAGGGAAUAACCAAGCCCGCUAUUCGUCGUCUGGCCCGCCGUGGUGGAGUGAAAAGAAUCUCCGGGCUGAUCUAUGAAGAGACUCGUGGUGUCCUGAAGGUGUUUCUUGAGAACGUCAUUCGUGAUGCUGUGACUUACACCGAGCACGCCAAGAGGAAAACCGUGACCGCGAUGGACGUUGUAUACGCUCUGAAACGACAAGGUCGCACUCUUUACGGAUUUGGAGGUUAAAUCUACAAGCGCUUGCCCGCGU
This is a messenger RNA of Neodiprion fabricii, 370 nucleotides long. Its product is annotated as histone H4. Gene Ontology annotation, molecular function: DNA binding; protein heterodimerization activity; structural constituent of chromatin. The coding region runs from base 37 to 348 and encodes 103 amino acids. The transcript has a single exon. The record is from RefSeq and is a predicted model, not a curated record. Gene Ontology annotation, cellular component: nucleosome. NCBI's taxonomy places the organism in Eukaryota, Metazoa, Arthropoda, Insecta, Hymenoptera, Diprionidae. Gene Ontology annotation, biological process: nucleosome assembly.